AUGACGGAGACUCUUAUAACCGAUUUAUCUUCUCAAUAUGAAGAUACGAUUGUGAAUUCGAAUGAUGGAACCAAUGAUCAAGUAGCUGUUCCACUUGUUGUUGUUGAUGCAAUAACAUCAUCACCGAUUAGAAAAAAUCUAGUUGUUAUUCCAUCAAUAUCUAAUAAUUCGAUAUCAAGUGUUAUACAAAAUGUGAAUAAUAAUACAUUGUUACCUGUUUGUACGUCAAACAGUCUCGGCGACCUCAGUUCGACUCCUUUGCUUCUGUUAGAUCAUCCGACAUCGAUUUCACCAAUACCACAAAUACCUAAUCAACAAGAUGAAACGCCAAUUGUACCGACAACAUUUAUUCAAUGUCGAUCAUUUCCAUCGAGUAGUUCAUCGUCGUCAUCAUCAAAGUCUUCAACAUCAAGUCAAUCACAACAGGUGCCAAUAGAACACGAACCCUUGAAAAAUGAACCUGACGAUGAAAUAAAACCUCAAAUAGUUUUAACGCCAAAAAAAGGGCCAGCACCUCCUCGACCACCUGUAGAACCGUUACCAUCAAAACGUACAGUAUCUCAAUCUACAGGUGAGAAUAUUUUUCAUUCUGAAGAAGAUAAAUAUUCUACUGAUCAACAUCAAUCUCGACGAUUAUUAAAUCGACAAAAUCAUCAAAGACAUGGUAGUGCUGAUCUUUUAUGUCGUCAAAUAAAUCACGAAUAUAUGAAUCGAUCGUCGACAACCAACGCAUCAUUUUACCCAUCAGAAAAUUUUAUUCCUAAUCAAGCUAAUUAUUAUGAUUAUGAUCAAAAUAUUUCCUAUGUUGAUCAAUUAGAACAUGAAUUAAAAAUAACGAAAGAACAAUUAAAUGCAACCAUGAAAAGUAUUAAAACAUUUUGGAGUCCAGAAUUAAAAAAAGAACGAACAUUAAGAAAAGACGAAUCAUGUCGAUAUCAAUUAUUAGUUAAUGAACAUCAAAAACGCACUAAACAAGAUACACAUAUUCAAUUGCUUGAACAACAAUUAAAACAAAUGCGUGAUGAACUUGAAAAAUCUCGUCAUAAUCAACAUCAUGAGUUAACGUCUAUUCCAUCAACAUUUUCCAUUCCAGAACAUUCGUCCAUUGAAACAAAUACAAAUUCAAUUUUACAAAAACAAUACCAAGAUGUUAAAGAUAAAUUAGAGCAACGUAUUAAUGAUCUGCAUUUAAAAGAAAAUGAAUGUGUUACACUUAAAGCUAAAGUUGAUACAUACGAAAGCAAAGAAAAAGAUCUACAACAUUAUAUUAGUAUACUAAAAGAAUCAAUUACAAUCAAAGAUCAACAAGUUAAUAUGAUACAAUCCGAGAUAAAUGAUCUUCGAGCAAGACUUAAAGAAAAAGAUACAAUUAUUGAAAAGAAAAAUGCUAAAAUUCAAUCUACACGUCUUGAUCGUCAACAAUGCGAAUAUGACUUACAAGAGUGUAAACAACAAUUAGAUAUUCGUGAUAGAAAAAUAAAUGUAUUGAACAGAAAAAUUGAAAAUCUUGAAGAACAACUGCGUGAUAAAUCAGCACAAAUAGCUUUAGCACGUGCAAAAUUAACAGCUGCAACAACAACAACAGCAUCAGCCAUCAAUGUUCAACAACAAACAUCAAUAACAACAAAUACACUUGUAUCAAAUCUGGAAACAACUAUUGCAGAAAAAGAACGUUUCAUUGAGAAAUUACGAGAACAAAAACAUACAGUAGAUAUUGAACAUCAAGAAGAAUUAGAACAAUUACAAAAAACUUUAAAUGAAACAAGAUUAAAACUCGAACAAAAAGAAAAAGAUUAUUAUGAAGGACAAAAUCAUAUAAUUGAAUUAAACGAACAAAUCAAUAAUGCUAAGUCACUUCUGCAACGUCGUGAAACACUUAUUCAAACUCUCGAACAACAGAUAAUAAAUUUAAAACAAGUGAAAAUUGAUUCAGGGGAUACAGCUAAAUUGGAAUAUGAAAAUCGUGCAUUACAAGAUCGUUUAUCAUCGUUUGAACUUGAACGUACAGAAAUGAAACGAGAAAUCGAAUGGAUGCAACAAGAACUUGAACAGCAAAAACCAUUAUCGAUACCCACAAAUAAUGAAUCGAUGGAACAAGAACAACAGUAUGAAUUAGCAAUAAAUAAAAAACAACAACGUAUUGAAGAACUUGAACAAGCUGUUCGAGAAAGUUUACAAAUAACAACUGAACGUGAAUAUGCAAUGACACAACAAAAACGGAAAGUUGAAAAUUUAGAAAAACAGAUAAAAACUCUUCAAAAUGAAAUUGAACAUUUACGCAAUGAGAAUAAUGAACAAUCUCAAAUAAUGUCACAAUUAGAAUUAGAAUUAAAUGAACGUAGACGGCAAUAUGAACAAAGACUUGAAGAACAAAUAAAACAUCUUGAUAAUGCUUUUAUUUCUCAACAAGAGAAAAUUUUAGCUGAAUUAAGUGAAAAAGAUUCUCGCAUAGCUGACUUAGAAAUGGAUCGCACAAGUAGCGGUGCAUCAAAUCGUGCAAAUACAAUCGAAAAAUUAAAUACAGAAAAACAACAGUUACAUAAUCAACUCAAGGAACUCACGGAAAUUCGAAUGAAAAUAAUUCAAGACCAUAUGGCUUCUAAACAAGAAUAUGAUGAUAAAGAAAAAUUAGUAUCAUUUUCACCAGUCGAUGUUACUGGUAAUGUUUCUUGA
This is a messenger RNA of Rotaria socialis, 2673 nucleotides long. Lineage: Eukaryota; Metazoa; Rotifera; Eurotatoria; Philodinida; Philodinidae. The record is from the annotation of a GenBank genome assembly.